CCAUAUAUUUUUCAAUUGACGAGAGAAUAUACCCAAACUCCAAAGUGAUACUUUGCAUACGUUCUGGGCUGUUGGAACAUUAUAUUUAUUUUAAGAUAUUUAUUUUCAUUUGUGAUUUUAACAAUAAAGAAGAGGAUUAAAACGUCUCAAAAUAAUGGAGAUUGAAAUGCCAAAAACAUACCAGAGUCAACAGGACAUGGAUUUGAUUGACAUCCUGUGGAGGCAGGACAUAGAUCUUGGUGCAGGGCGUGAAGUUUUCGAUUACAGCCACAGACAGAAGGAGUACGAGCUUGAGAAACAGAAGAAACUUGAGAAAGAGAGGCAGGAGCAGCUCCAGAAAGAGGAAGAGAAAGCCUUGCUUGCUCAGCUGCAGCUGGAUGAAGAGACAGGGGAGUUUGUUCCCCGGCUAGCACAACACAUUAAACCUGAAGCUUCCCCAGUGCCCAGAGAGGCCUCACAGCAUGUUGUUAUCUCAGAAGAAGAUGGAGCGGCUCUGUCGUUUGAUGAAUGCAUGCAGCUACUGGCAGAGUCAUUCCCGCUGGUAGAAGACAUUGCGGUUUCCCCAGCUGCACUCGAGCCUUUAGUUCCAGACCCGACUGGAAGCAGCCCGGUCCUAAUGGCUCCCCACCAGCCUCAGCAAGCUCAGGCUUCUCUCCUCACGUCUCCACUGCCGGAUCACAAAUCUGCACAGGACAUUGAGCAAGCCUGGCAAGAGCUGCUUUCCAUCCCUGAGCUGCAGCAAUGUCUAAACAUGCCAGAUUUGACAGAGCUGAGCAGCUACACAAUCCCAAACAAGCCUCCAGAGAUUCAGAAUGUAAAUUACAACUUUUACAUGUCUAAUCCAGCAGAAGCCAUGGCAAGCGCUGCCGAUCCAGGCUGCCCUGGAGGAUUUCUCAGCUCAUUUGAAAGCACCUAUACUAAUGUCAUUCCACCUGAGAACCUAAAUCAGAUGACUAUAAACACCUCUGAUCUGAACACACCCUUCGGCUCCGGCAGCAUUUGUGAAAUGUUUUACCCUUCCCAUAUAAACACAAACAUUAACAACAUUCCACCAACAAAUAACGUGAACACACCGUUAGCUGACCUGCUGAGCAAGCCACCUCUAAAACCAAUGGAUAUCUCUGGCUUUACAGUGCCUGAAGGUUUUGAGAGUAACCCACCUCAGAACAUACCAGAAUUACCAGAUUCUGACUCAGGCCUGUCAAUGGAUGCAAGUCCUGUUGCAUCCUCACCAGAAGGCUCAGUGAAGUCUUCCAUUUAUGGAGAUGCAGCUUUCGGAAACAGUGACUCCGACAUGGAAGACAUGGACAGCAGUCCUGGAAGCGUCCAGCCCGAGUUUGCAAAAAUGUUUCCAUUGUCCUACCAUGGGGAUGGUUAUCAGGCAUCACCUUCUACUGCACAGACAAACCAAACUUUCAAUCUGGAGCCAAAAACACCAAAGAAGGAACUGCCUACAAGCCCUGGUCACAUCAAACCACCCUUUACUAAAGACAAGAGCAGAAGACGCUUGGAGUCUCGUCUCUCGAGAGAUGAGCAGCGUGCAAAGGCGCUUCAGAUACCUUUCCCCAUAGACAACAUUAUAAACCUUCCUGUGGAUGACUUCAAUGAAAUCAUGUCCAAGCACCAGCUCAAUGAAGCCCAGCUGGCUCUGAUUCGGGAUAUACGCAGACGAGGCAAAAACAAGAUUGCGGCUCAGAACUGUCGCAAGCGGAAAAUGGAGAACAUUGUGGGUUUGGAAUACGACCUCGACAGUUUGAAAGACGAGAAGGAGAAGCAGUUGAAAGAGAAGGAGGAGAAUGACAGAAGCCUACUUCAGCUAAAACAGCAACUCAACGACCUGUAUCUUGAAGUCUUCAGCAUGCUGCGUGAUAAGGAUGGGAAGCCCUAUUCCCCCAGUGAAUAUUCACUUCAGCAGACCUCUGACGGCAGCGUAUUUCUCAUUCCAAAGAGCAAAAAGUCACAACUCAAGAAAAAAGUGAAGUAAUAUUUUUUGCUUACUUGGACAUUUUUUGUACUGCAUUACCAUAAUCUCUCUCCUGGUUGUGCUUAAAGUAAACAAAUCCUAUGCAAACUAUAUUAUCCUUUAGCCAUUGUACUUCUAAAAGAGAAGUAUAUCUCAGCUACAUUAACAUAUAGCUUAUGAAUACUGUAUAUAACUAUGCUGAUUUGUCAUGUAUCUACUUUAGACUUAUUUUGUACUGCUAUUGCUUUUUCCAAAAGUAUUUUCCUUAUGGUUUGUAAAUAAUUUCUAUUCUCUUAUUUGCUAUAUAAAUAUUACAUAGAUUUUUAAGAAUCACAUUUUAGUAUGCCAAUGAUCCUGUGUUGCAAAUCAUUGUGUGAUUUAAAAAGACAUUUUAUAAAUGAUUUAAGGAUUUUUGAAUUGAUCGAUUGGCUUUAAUUUUCUUGUGCUUUAUAAAAAAGGUAAAUAAACUAUCCAUUUAGUAUAAACAUCAGAAUUGUUCUUCAGUCUUUAUGGGUUAUUGUAUAAGCAUGUAUCUUAAAACUCACGCAAAGCUGAAAAUUCCCCCCCCCCGCCUAUUUUCACUUCUUAUUGCCAUCAAAGCAGUUUGGGAACGCCUACUAAAAAUAAGAUACUAUAGUUUAUGAAUGAGCCAAUAUAAAAUAAUGAAUGUAUGGAAUAUGUUAAGCCAUUCUAAUUGACUCAUUUUCCUAACUUUCUAAUAAAAGACAAAGGUCUCUAUAGGAUAAGAAUUUGCCAAGACUCAACAGCCAAAAACAAAAUACUUACUAGGGAAGUUGUUUCCUUAUUCAUGGAACUACCAAAGGGUAUAUUUGCAGAAAUGGCCUUGUCUACUGCAAUAUUCAUGUCUUCCAGGCAUAUCAAAUCCUAUGUAAGGUCAGUUAUGAAAUUUUGUAAAUUUUUCAUGGCAUACAGAUUUUUUAUUUUUUUUUUAAAAGUGUUGCAAGUCAGAAUGGAGAAGUGGACCUAGAUAGUGAAUUUAUGCAUGCUAGUUCCAGUAAAGAUGAAACCACUCCCAUGGCUGUCACUUUAUCCUUCGGCGAUGCACCGUGAUGCUCUAUGGUUGUUGGAAUCGUUCCAGAAAGAGAAGGUAACAUUUUUGUAGAAUUGUUUAAAUUAUCACCCUAGUUUUAUUAGUAAGGCAGGAAAACAUGAACUAGUGCAACUCUAACAAGAAUGAUCCAGAUGGAAUAUUUACAACUUUUUUGUUAAUGGGAGCAGAUUCCAGCAGUUCUUGCUGUCCAUGGCUUUACCUCAGAAUACAUACAUCACUAAGUGUUUUUUCCCCAUACAUAUGAUACAAACAUUCAAGUUCAAACAAACAUAGUUGGCAUUCUGUCAGAAACAUAAAAGCACACACGCAAAGUGAAGUUCAAUGUCAAAUUAGGAAACAAAAUAGUAACAGAAAUACUAUGUUUGCAUAGAGCCGGGAUAGAACAAAAAACUUGACUGAAAUGGAAUAACAACCUGGUUCCAGAGUUUGCCAGCCAGCUGUUUUGUAUUAAGCUUUUUUUUUUCCCUGAUAAAGAACACAUUUCAGUUGGUAACAGUAACCUUAAAUGUAGACACAUACAUAAAAUAUGGUUCUUAGGAAUUUUUUGAUAUACCGUGUUAGUGUGUGUAAAUAAAAUGAAAAUCAAACCCAACACCUUUAUUAACCUUGGCAGUACACUGCAUAUGAACUCUGACAGCUGAAGAUUCUUCAUCUCAUGAAAUGUUAAACAGUUGUUAUGAAUGCAUUAAUGCUCAAAUUGAAGUUUGUCAUAAGAUAAUUUUUGCUGUGCAUGAAAACAAAAUUCUGGUUAUGAUUUUAAUCUAUUUCACUUUUAGGCAAAGGUUUGAAACAUACUGUACAUACAUACAUUUAUUUUUUGGUAUGGAUAAAGAAUUAAAAUUAAAACAGGAAUACAAGUUCAAUAAGGAAUUGUCUUUAUUAAACUUAUGUUGGUACUUUACCAAAUUAAGUACAAAAUUACAAAAUAAAUACUCGAGUGCCUGUAUAGGAAUUUCACAUCUCACUGUAAUCUACUGCCGGAUCCCACAGUGCUAUAGAUCUUGAAAUGUAUUAAUAUAGAUUAGUAG
Messenger RNA from Polyodon spathula (Mississippi paddlefish), 4063 nucleotides. Its product is annotated as nuclear factor erythroid 2-related factor 2-like. Gene Ontology annotation, cellular component: nucleus. Gene Ontology annotation, molecular function: RNA polymerase II cis-regulatory region sequence-specific DNA binding; DNA-binding transcription factor activity, RNA polymerase II-specific. Gene Ontology annotation, biological process: regulation of transcription by RNA polymerase II; cellular response to oxidative stress. The record is from RefSeq and is a predicted model, not a curated record. Lineage: Eukaryota; Metazoa; Chordata; Actinopteri; Acipenseriformes; Polyodontidae. The coding region runs from base 155 to 1984 and encodes 609 amino acids. The transcript has 5 exons.